Messenger RNA from Rotaria sordida, 9078 nucleotides. Lineage: Eukaryota; Metazoa; Rotifera; Eurotatoria; Philodinida; Philodinidae. The record is from the annotation of a GenBank genome assembly.
AUGAGUGUUUUAGAAAUUCGUCAUGAAUUUUUUGAUGUUGAAGCACGAAAUAAUGAACAAUUAUAUCAAGCUUUUUGUAAUCAUGUUUAUUUGGGACAAUGGGAAUUAUGUCGAUUAUGUUUACAACUUUUAUUUAAUAAACGUUUACAACUUAAUACAAAUUUAGAAGAAUUAUUAAUGGAUAUUAUUCGAAAUCCAACUGCUUAUUGUACGGGAUCAAAAGCGGUACCAACCCCGUUUCAUUUUGCUUUAUUAUUAUUGGAAGAAUGUCGAGUUAAACAGUAUUUAGAUGUGGCAAUACUUGAAACACUUAAAUAUGAUGCAAUGUAUAAAUUUCUUUUGGUUGUUGGUGAUAUCCAACCGAGUGCACAAGUUGUUCAAGAAUUUGAUCGUCUUCAUACUAAUACUGAUGAUAUAUCAUCAACUCUUCUAACUGAGUCUAUGGCUGAUUUUCUUGUUGAUUUAUGGUUACAUGAAAUUCCACGUGUUUAUAGUUUUAUUCGUUAUUAUCUUUAUCCAUCAAUUCCAUCAAUACAUGUAUGGUUAAUACAAAUUCAUAAACGUGCACUUGAUUUAUGUUUACAACAAUUAAAAAAUUUAAAUAAUGAACAACAAAAAUUAAAUCUUAUUGAUUUACUUCUUUCAUUACAUUUCUAUACAUGUGAUACAAAUGAAUUUCGUUUAAUGAUGCAUGAUACAUUAAAAAAAAUUGUUAUUUAUGCAACAGAAGCAAAUAAUAAUCAUGUACAAUUAUUUAAUUUAAAAUUUUUAUAUCGUUCUAUAUUUAAUAAUAUUAAUUUAACACGUUUAAUAAGUGAAUUAGAAAAUGAAUAUCGUCGUGAAUUAUUAAAUAAUGAAACUAUUAUAAUACAUUUUUUAAAAAAAAAUUCAUUUGAAAAAGAAAAUUUUUCUUGGAAAGAAAUUUAUUUAUAUUUAAUUGAAAAUAAAUUAGAUUUAAUAUCAUGUGUAUUAAAUGAUUCAAUAUUAAUGGUACAAAAUCGUGAAUAUUCAUCAUUUGAUCAAUUAUUAAAUAUUGAACAAUUAUCAUCAUUACAUCUUUAUAUAUUUCUUCUUGCAUGGACACAUGUAAGAACAAUAAAUGAUGCAAUUGUCUUACACGAUUCAAUUAAUUCAUUAGGAAGUAAAAGUUCUUUCUUAAUGAAAUGUUUACAAUUAUUUCAAUCUCAUAUUGAAUUUAUAACAUGGUUAUAUAAUGUUCGACGGUAUCAUGAUGGUGCAUCACCUUUACCGAAUAUGUCGGAUUUAUUAGCAUUAUUACAUACAAAUUCACCAUUAUCUUUAAUGCAUCGAUAUUUAGAUAUACAAACUAUUGAUUCAGCUGAGAUUUUAGAAAAAUUACAAAAAACAUCAAUAGAUAUUGAUGAUGAUAAUGAAAAACAAGGAAAAAAAAAAGGUGUUCGUUUUACUGAUACUCCAACAAAUGUCAUUGAAUUACUUCGUUUACCUCAAACUACAGCUUCAAUGAUAUUUCUUGGUUAUCUCUCAAUUAAUAGUGUUGUACAACGUAUUUUAUCAUCUACUGAUAAUAAUAAUAAUAAUAAUGAUGCUAAUCAAACUGAUAAUGAUUUAUUUUCAAUAACACGUACAUAUUUAAAUCAAAUAUUUCCAUUACGUUUUCGUCUUGAAUUAUUAGAAAAUAUUUUUUCACUUAUAUUUAUUCAACAAAGUGAAUUAAAAACUGAUGAAUCAAUUGAAAUAAUUGAACAAUCAAUAAAUACAACAUCAAAUUCUAUAUCACCAUCAGAUAAACUUUUUUCAUCUAUACAAAGUAAUUUAACAAAUGAUAGUUUUCAUACAUCAACAAAUGCAAGUAUUAAAACUCAAAUAUCAAUUAGAAAAUUUGAUAAUGAUAUUGAUGAAAAUAAUGAUGAUAAUAUAUCAAUCGGUAGUAGUUCAAUGAGUUCAGUUAGUGCAUCACAACAUUACUCUAUAUAUCGUUCAGGAUUAUUAAUUGAUCAACAAGUACUUUAUAAAUUAUUAAUAUUUCUUCGUGAUCAAUUAUCAGAAGUUCGUACACUUUAUCAAAAAAUAAAAGAUAAAGCAACAGAUCGUACUACAGUAGAAUCUGAAACAUUAUUAGAUAAAUGUUUUCAAGGUUAUUCAAUUAAUACAAAUGAACAAUUUACAAUUCGAGCAACAAAAUUAAAUACAACUGUUAGUGAAACAUUAUGGAGAUAUCAAUUAUUAACAACUAAUACAAUUGAAUCAUCAACACAAGAAAAUAAAAUUGAUGGACAAGAUAAUGAUGAUAGUUUAGUUUCUAAUCCUACCAUAAAAAAUUUAAUUCUUCCCACUCCUGUUCGUCGACAUUCUCAUCGACGAAAACGGCGAUCACGUCAUUCUGAGAGUAGUACAUCCAGAAUAAAUGAUCUAUUUAGUGGUACAUCAACAUCAUCAACGAAUAAUCAACGUAAAAGAACAUCAAUAUUAGUAUCACAAAUUCUUUCUACUCGUGAUAAUUUAUUGGCUAUUUGUUUGAAAGAAGGCAAAAUUACUGAAGCUAAUGAAGUUAUUCGAUUAUUUAAUAUGCAAGAUCAUCCACUUGCUGUUGAAGCAAAAUUUAGUAAAUUAUUUCGUGAUACAGCUAAUCAAUUAUCAACAUCAUAUUCAUCAUCAUCAUCAUUAUCAUCAUCAAGUCCUUCUAUUGAUAAUUCAUCAUCAAAGUCAGCUUUAGCUGGUUUAGUUAAUUUAGCAACAUCAGCUCUUGGUAAUUCAUCAUUACAAAAUGAUAUUAGUUCAUUAUUAGAAGCUGCACAAUCAUCAAUUGUUUCAUCAACAUUACCAACAUCAAAUUAUUUUGAUCCUGAAUAUUUUGUAUCAUUAACAUUAUUUGAUUUAGCAAUAAAUGCACCAACAAUGACAAUAAGUAAAACAUUACUUGAUAUGGCACAACAUCGUUUACCAUUACCACGUCCAUUAUUUUCAUCAAAUACAUCAUCACAUAAUAUAACAAAUAAUAAAAAUUCAACAACAAGAAUAAAAACAUUAAAUGAAAUGAUUAAUAAUUAUACAAAUUUAGCUAAUUCAUCAAAUGGUUCAUUUUAUGAUUUAUUACUUGAUGUUACUAUACCAUUAGAUGGAAUAAAAGCAACUAAAACUAUACAAUAUUAUAAAAGACUUGAUGAACAUUGUCGAAAAUAUUAUAUAAAUGAACAAAAUUCUGUAUCAAUUGAACAACAAGUUAAAAUGACUGGUGAAUUUUUUGAAAAUGAUCCACAAUCUAAAUUAGAUUUAAUUACAUAUAUUAGGAAUUCUUCUAAUCAAACAAAAGGACCUUCUUAUUCUUCAAAUAUAAAUUAUUUUUCAAUAUUUCAUAUAUAUUUACAAAAUUUUCGUAUAUUACUUGAAAAAUUUCCAUUACCAGAUCUAUUAAUAGAUACUGAUUUAUUAAUGCAUUCACCAUUAUCAAUUAUUCAUCGUAUUGUUGCACGAUCAAGUGAUAUUGAUUUAGCACAAUUACAAUUAAUGACUUCAAAAUUAAAUGUUGAUAUAUCACUUGCUGUUACACUUAAUAUAAUUCGUCCAUUAUUUGUUGAUAAAACAAUAACAACAUCAUCAACAUUAUAUUCAAAUAGACGUACAACAUUAUUACAACAACAACCAUUAGAUAUUUUUUUAAAUUGUAAUCAAUCUCAUUUACAACAAUUAUCACCUUCAUUAUCAAAUGAAAGUACAAAAAAAUAUUUACGACGAUCGAUAUAUCUUAAACGUCUUGCAAGUAAAUUAGAUGAUUUUCAAACUGACCCAAAUACAUUUAAUGAACAUCCAGAAAAAUUUAUUAGAACAUUAUUAACCAAAUUAUUAGAUUGUAUUAAAAAAAUAAUUGAAUCAUCUGGUUAUAAUCAUAUGACAAUUGAACUUAUUGAAAAAUUACUUUCAUUUGAUCAUUAUAAUGAUAUAAUUAAUGCAUUACCAUUAUUAGCAUAUCUUGAUCUUGAUCGUUUAAUAACAAAUGAAGAACGUAUAUGUUUUUUUAUAAAUUUAUAUAAUUUUCUAUUAAUUAUAUCUCAUAUUGAACUUAUUCGAACAAAAUUAACACAAAUAACAACAACAAAUAUAUUUCGUAAUGAACUUGAACGUCUUUUAUUUUUUUUAACAACACGUAUUGAUAUUGGACAACUUAAACAAAUAUCAUUAUAUGAUAUAAAAUAUUAUAUAUUAAAACAAACUAUUCUUAUUGAUGGACUUCAAUUCAGUUUAGAUCCAAAAGGACCAUUUUAUCAAUAUGCACCAAUAAUUAAUAAUUAUCAACAUAUUCGAAUAGGUUUAAUAUUAAAUGAUUGUAUUUAUUCAUCACCACCAUUUAUGAUAUUAACACCGGAAUUACUUAAUGAACAAUUACAAUGUUCUACAAGAGAUUUUAUUGAUAAAUGUAUUUUAAUUAAAAUAAAUGAAACAGAUAAUUCAAUACAAAUUAUUUUACCAAAUAUUUUUCAUAAUCUAUUUGAUCAAACUAAUGAUAAUAUGAUUAAAUUUAUUGCAGAAUAUUCAACAUAUAAUGAUGUUCUAUGUACAACGAAUGAAGAUCAUACAAUAACUACUGAAAUAAUUCCUUCACAAAAUGAUUUUGCUAUAAGUUUCGAUUAUCGUUUAUGUUCAUCACAUUUGGAACAACAUGAAGAUAAUCGUCGUCGUCGUACAAGUUCACUUCCAUCAUCAACAACAAUUACAACAUUAUCUUUAUCUUCAAUUGAUUUUCUUCCUCAAACAACAAAUUUACCUAGUCAUUUAAUUGAUUCUCGUACAAUAUCAUUUGUUCAAGAAAAAUCUCCUGCUUUAGGACAAAUUCUUCAAAUUUAUGUACAAUCUAUAGUUCAUAAUCAAUCAAUUGAAAGUGAUAAAACUCCAUUAAAAAAUUAUUUUACAAGUUUAUUAUUAUCACCAACAUUAAUUGAAUCAACAUCAUCAAUUGGUGAUGAAUGGUUUCGUUCAAUUGUAUUAAAUGAUUUAACAUAUCAAUAUGAUUUACUUCUUUAUUUAUGUUCAUUAUUAUGGAAUAAUUCAAAAUAUAUUGAAAUUGUUGAAUUAUUUGAUUCAUUAUUACCAUCAUUUAUUGUACAUUCACCAUAUUUUCAAAUUUUACGUGAUCUUGCUUUAUUAACAUUAAUUAAACAAACAUCUGCACCUGAUCAUGCAUAUAAUUAUUUACGUCGAAUUCAUGAUUGUCAUUUAUUAAUACAUGCAACAUUAACAUAUUUACCACGUUUUGAUGGUCCAACAUGUUUAAAAUUACUUCAAUUAUGUUUAACAUCAUGUAAAAAAUCACAUCAAGAUUAUACAUUAUGGAUUCAAGAACGUUUAAAUAUAAUGUAUGUUUAUAAAACUUUAUGUCUUGGUGCAUUAGCACAAUUUAAUAAAUGUAUGGAAAAAAUAUCUAAAUAUGAUAAUCAAUUAAAUAUAUCAAUUGAAGAUAUGGCUAUAAAAAAAACAUCAUCAAAAUGUUUAACAUGGCAACAUGCACAAGAACAUUCACAACGUGAUCCAUUAGCUGUUGUUGAUAUGUUUAUUUAUGAAAAACAAUUUGAUAUGGGACAUAAAUGGUUAACAUUAUUAAAUAAUUAUGUUGAUGAAAAUGUAAUUGAUCGUGUAAGAUUAAAAUUAGUUGAAGAACAUAUACAUUGGUUAUUAAAAGAAGAAAAUAUUGGUAAUGGUAAUAAAAUUUUACAAAUUAUUGAUACAAUUAAAAAUCAAAAUCAUAAAUGGCAUUUAUGUACUGAUUUAAUUGAAGAUUUAUCAAAUAAACCAUUAAUUAUAUAUACAAAAUCAAUACCAUUUUCAAAAUUAUUUAUUAAAUUUCGUCUUAUACAACAUAUGUUAGGACAUUUUGAAGAAAAUUCAAAUUUUUUUCAAGAACCAUAUGAAAGAUCAAAAUUAUGUAUAUUAGUUACUGGUUUAGCUUUAUUUUUUAAUUGUGUACCAUUAGAACAAACUGAUUCAUAUGUACAAUUAGUUGGACAACCAUUACUUAUAUUUGAACAAUUAUUAAUGAAUAAUUCAAUUGAUAUAGCUAAAUUAACAAUUGAAACAUUAAAAGUUUUAAUUAAAAAAUAUUCUUUAGAAAAUAUUAAUAUUAAACAAAUUGAUGAACUUAUUGAAUUUUAUACAAAGAAAAGUGUACAAUUAAAUGUUGUACAACAAAAUGAAGAAAAAACAAAUAUUGAACAUAAACCUAUUACUCCAGGUUCAUCUGGUCUGCAAACUGAAACUCAUCGUCCAUCAUUAGUUUCAUCUUCAAAUAUAAAUCAAAAUAAAAAUACUCAAGAAAUAUCACCAUUAGGUCGUCGAAAUAAUAGUUCUGGUACAAAUACUAUAUUCAAUAGUAUACGUCAACGUAUGUCAUCUAAAGGUACUAUAUCAUCUUCAGUUGCAACAGAUAUUGAUCAACAUUUAUCAUCAUCAAUAACACCAUCAUCACCGAACAUUAAUAGUUCACCAUUGACAAGUUCAAUUCCAAUAAAAUCUUCGCAACAAACAACAUCAUCAUUUUUUGAUUAUUUAUCAACAUCAUUAUCUACUCGACCUCAAUUAAAUGAACAGCCUCAACAAACAAUGAAAACAACAUCAUCAUCAUCAACACAGCCACCUGAUUUUAUUGUUCCUGCAGCUAUACCUUCAAGACGAUUAUGGAUAUCCGAUACUGAAGUAGCUAUUUGUAUGUGUUGUAAUGAAUCAUAUUUUUCAAUGUUUAAUCGUCGUCAUCAUUGUCGUCGUUGUGGUCGUGUUGUAUGUAAAACAUGUUCACAAAAUCUGACAAUAAUUAAAAAUCGUCCUGAACGUACAUGUAAAGAUUGUUAUCAAUUUAUGCGAAAUAAUCAAACACCAACAAUAAAUACUCGUCAAGAAACAAAUAUUCCAAUAAAAAAAAUUGAAAAUUUUCGACCCCCUUCAAGAUCAAUCAGUACAUUUAAAAGACAAUCAAUAAGUCAAGUUUAUUUAAAAAAAAAUGGACACUCUGAAUUAAAAUCAAAUGAUCUUUUAUUAGGUACAUCACUUGUUAGUAAUAGUUCAAGUGAUGGAGAAGAUCAAUCCUUUCUAUUAAGUUCAAGUUUUUCAACAGCAAGUCCAUUAUUGAAAACAAAUAAAUUCAAUCAUCGAGGAUCAACUGAUUUAACUCAAAAACAAGAUAAUGAUGAUAUUCCAACAAUACCUGUUGUUAAUGAUCAAGUUCAUUAUCAAUUAACAGGAACAUCAACUGAUGAAAUAAUACGUAAUGAUUUUCAUUAUGAUCAAUCACCAAGUAUAUCAUUAUGUUUAUCAUUAAUUGAAUUACAUUCUGAUCAAUAUCAAUGUGGUAAAUUAUUAAUAAAAUUAUGUGAAUAUUUAUCUGAACAAUUAUCAACAAAACAACGUAAUAAUGAAAUUGAUUAUGGUUUAGUAUUAAAUAUAAUAAAAAAUCUUUUAUUUACUGCUAAAAUGAAAUUAAUGACAAGUACUAUAAAUGAUGAACAAUUAGGUGAACAACAAAAAUUAAUAAAUUCAUGUGAUAUAUAUAAUAAUCUUGUUGAUAUAUUAAAUCGUUUAAAUAUGGCUAAUUGUUCAUUACCAAUUUUAAAUGAUCUUUUACAACAAGAUACAUUAAGAAAAAUUCGAAAUAAAUUAUUAGAUGAUGAAAGAUAUCAAUUAGCAAUGGAUAUUUCAACAAGAUGUAAUUUAGAUACACAAACAAUUUGGUUUCAAUGGGGAAUGGCUUAUCUUCAUAUUGGUCAAUAUAUUGAAGCUCGUGAUAAAUUUGAUAAAUGUUUACAAAAAAAUACUGAUACAACUGAUUCAAUAUCAAAACAACAACAACGUAAUAGUUUAAGUCAAGAAAAAAUUUUAAAUGAUAUUAUAUCAUAUCUUGAAGCAUCACUUCCAUUAAAAUAUUCUAUGAAAUGUCAAUAUUUAACUGAACAACAAAUUCGACAAGCAAGACAAACACGUACUAGUUUAAAAUAUCUUAAUAGUCUUGCAACAAUGCCACAGUUAUUUGAUAAACCAAAUAAAGCAAUUCAAGAUGAAAUUUUAUUUUAUUUAACAACUUAUAGUGAUGAUGGACAUUUAUUAGAUUAUUAUAUUCGUCAUGAAUUUUAUACUCAAGCAUUUGAAUAUAAAUGUUCAUUAACAAUAUUUCGUGAUCAUAUAUAUAUGCCAUUAUUAAAACGUAAUCAUUUAAAACAUUUAUUUAAUUAUAUAUUAUCACAUAAUAAUAUGAAUACAUUUACACAUCAUUUAAAAUUUAUUUGUACAUAUUUAUAUGAACAAGAAAUGUAUAAUUCAUUACAACAAUUACAAUUAUUUAUGAAUGAUUUUAUAAAUGCAGCAGUUACAUCGAUUAAAUUAUUUACUUUACAUCGAACAACAUAUAUAGAUUUAUUUGAAAAACGUUUAAAUUAUUUACAGAAUGCUUUAGAAUGUUUUCAACAAGGAAAAAUUGAUACAGAACAAACAAUGAUAAAAAUACAAAGUACUAUAAAUAAAGUUGAACUUCAAUUGGAAAUAACUCGUUAUAUUUAUACACAAUUAAAACGACUUAAUACAAAUGGUGCAAAUAUAUUAAUUAAUUGUCCAACAGUAUUUGAUGGAAAAGAAACAAUAUUUAAACUUAUGUUAGGUUUAAUAGCAAUAUCUGAUACAAUGGCAAAUGCAUUCAAUUUAAUUAAUAAAAUAAUCAAGGAAAUGAAUUAUUCAUCAACAGAAGUAUUUAUUCCAUGUGCUGAACAAAUUGGUAAACAUCGUGAUUAUCGUUCUCUUCAACAAUUUCUUCAAUUAGUACGUGAAAAUGGUUAUACUGAUAAUAAAUUACAUGAUGAUAUUAUUGAAAGUUGUAUACGACAAUCUGGUUCUGAUAUUGAACAAAGUCGAGAACAAGAUACAUUAAUUCAAAUGAUUAAAAAUGAUGAUACUCGUAUAAAUGUUUAUAUUGGUGUUGGUAAAUUACGUGCUGCUUAUUUAAUAGCUAUUCGUCUUGGAAGAGAAGAUAAAGUUCGUUUAAUUCGUGAUGAUGCACAAAAAAGUGGUCAAACAGCUGUUUAUGAUAUAUGUAAAAAAUGGUUAGAAAAUCGAACAAGUGAACAGUGA